This is a messenger RNA of Sinocyclocheilus anshuiensis, 977 nucleotides long. RefSeq names its product proteasome assembly chaperone 2-like. Gene Ontology annotation, cellular component: cytosol; nucleus. Gene Ontology annotation, biological process: proteasome assembly. Bases 74 to 541 code for a protein of 155 amino acids. NCBI's taxonomy places the organism in Eukaryota, Metazoa, Chordata, Actinopteri, Cypriniformes, Cyprinidae. The transcript is spliced from 4 exons. The record is from RefSeq and is a predicted model, not a curated record.
UUAUUUCAGUUGCACAUGACUCUUUGCUAUUUACUGCUCUUCUUAGACAAAGGUCAGAUCAUUCCGAAAGCUGAUGGUUUCUUGGAUCAAGAGCAGUGGAUUCCUCAGGAGUGUGCUGCUGUCCAGCAGUCACGCGUAUCACAGAGAUGACCAACAGCUUCAUGGCACUCCUCUGCGGUACCUGCUGACCCCGUCUCUGCAGAAGGAGGCGGCUCCGAGGGUGGAGGAGCUGGGCUGGAGGGAGAUGGAGAGGAUCAGUGCGUUUCCCGGGAUCUCUGACUCAGAGCAGCGGCUCUACAUUCCCGGAGGAGGAGUGACCAAAGCCCUUUACACAGACUGCUGCACAGAGGACAUCUCUAUGGCAGUAAUGCUGAUCUUCUGCUCAGAAGGAGACAACAUCCCUGACGCGUUUGCUCUCGUUAACCAUCUCAACGACUGGCUCCAUCUGCUGGAAAAACCUACGCAGGGUUCGGUGCAGUGGCGGGUUCCUCCCUCGUGGAGGCUGCUGUUUGGCAGCGGUAUCCCACCUCUUCUCUUCUGAGGCACGGCUGAAACCUCACGCUUGCAUAUGGAUAUGCCUGACGCAACUCUGCAGGUGUGACCGUUUUAAACAUGAACCAGAGAAAUCACUGAUGGACUGAUGGUUGAGCGGUCAAACUGCACAAAGUGCUGAUUACACAUUUUGCUUGUAAAUAAGUGAAAUGGUACAGAAAUAAUAAGCUGUAGCAUUAUUUUUGCCAAAUCGUGUGUCCCGUGUCAUUUUUUUCUUUAUAACGCUAGUCAUGCUGAUAGUUCAGCUUUCAUCUCUCUCCACCCAGCGGUGGAUGGCUCUGGCUCCCUGCCAUCUGAGUUUCCCAGCAGAGCAGCACUUCUUGUAAUGUGACGCAGCUCUGAACCUGCUGGGACCAGUUGUGUGUGACGUUCUUGUGGGAAGAAAAUGAAAACAUUUAAAGCCCCUUCUGCAUAGUUUGGCCAUU